Messenger RNA from Phymastichus coffea, 2984 nucleotides. Its product is annotated as eukaryotic translation initiation factor 5B-like. The record is from RefSeq and is a predicted model, not a curated record. Gene Ontology annotation, molecular function: GTP binding; GTPase activity; translation initiation factor activity. NCBI's taxonomy places the organism in Eukaryota, Metazoa, Arthropoda, Insecta, Hymenoptera, Eulophidae.
AUUACGCUUCACAUGUUGCAGAAUUUCGGGCUGGGAGGGCAUUUUACUCGAAAAAAAUUGUGAAGUUUGGCUGUUAAACUACAACAACAAGCAAGAUGGGCAAGGCGAAGAAGGGCAAGCGUACAGGCAAGGACGACGACUUUGACAGCGAUGUUGAGGUGAAUGAUACCAUCACAGAUGAACCUGUCAAAUCAAAAAAAUCUAAAGAGAAAAAAAAGAAGGGAGAUGAUGUUGAUGAUUUGGCUGAUGAUCUCAAAGACCUGAAAGUUGAUAAAUCAAAAGCUUCUAAAAAAGAGAAAAAAUCUAAAAAGAAAGGAGGAGACUCAGAUAAUGAUGUACCUGUAUCAAAAGGAAAUAUUGAUUCUGAAUCUGAUUCUGAAGAUGAUGCCCCUAAGGGAAAGCUGAAAAAUCGAAAGAAUCAACCUCCAAAGAAAGGGUUUACAGCUGUAUCUAUUGAAUGUGAUAAUGAUGAGUCUGACACUGAAAAGUUAAAGACAAAAGCUAAAGGAAAGAAAGGCAAAAAAAUUGAUUCUGAUGAUGAAGAUGAAGUAAAAAUAUCUAAAAAUAAGAAUAAGAAAAAAGAUAAGAAAAAUAUAGAAUCAGGUGAUGAAGAUUCAGAGAAUGAUACUCGUAAACCAAAAGGAAAAGGAAAGAAAGGAAAGAAAGCCAUUGAUUCUGAAGCAUCUGAUGAUGAGGAAGUCAAAGUUAAAGCUAAAAAUAAAUCUAAUGCUAAAAAGAACAAAAAAAGGGAAUCUGAUGAUGAGUCUGAAGACGAAAUAUCUAAACCAAAAGGUAAAUUGAAAGAUAAAAAAGGAAAAAAAGUUUCAGAAUCAGAUGAUGAUGAAAUUAAAGCUCCAACUAAGUCAGUUAAAGCUGCAACCCUCAAAGCUCCAAAAGCAAGUUUUGCUUUAUUAAAUAUGGAUGAUAAUGAUGAUGACCAGGAUGAUGAAGCUGCUUCACCACCUUCAUCAGAGGAUGAAUCAAAGACUCAAAGUGCUGAUCGUAGUAAAUCUGUCAAGCAACCUAAAUCUCAAGAAUCUCAAAAAGAAUCUAAAAAGAGUAAAAAAUCUAAAAAGAAAAGGCAAGACAGUGAUGAAGACAUUGAUAAAGUACUAGCUGAGUUAGAAAUGGAAUAUUCAGGGCAAAAAAAAACAGAGACAAAGGAAAAGCUUGCUAUGCAAUCACCAACAGAAGAGGAGACUACUAAAAAAGAGAAAAAGGCAAAAGAUGUAGAGCCGGAGCUACCUGAUGCUGCAGGAGAUGGAGAAGAAGGUGGAACUGUUAAAACAGCAGCUCAAAAGAAAAAAGAGAAAAAAGAAAGAGAAAAGCAAAAAAAAACUUGCCCAAAAGAAAGCUCUAUGAAAAAGACUGAUGCUCCCAAAGAAUCUACUGCUGCAACUACUACUGUUACUGCUGCUGCUGCUGCUGUUGCUGCUGUUGCUGCUGAGAAGCCUCCUGAAAAAUUAGAAGAGGAUAAAAAAGAGGCUAGCGAUGCAGAAGGAGUAGCUGAUGAUGGGAAGAAGAAAAAGAAAAAAGGUGCUAAAGAAGAAGUUCCUGUAAAAGAAAAAACCAAAGGGCCUGGAAAGAAAAUGAUUGCUGCUAUGCAAGAAGCUUUGAAGAAAGCGAAAGAAGAGGAAGAAAGAAUAAAACGUGAGGCAGAAGAAAAAUUGCGACAAGAAGAAGAGCUUGAGAAGCUUCGUUUAGAGAAACUCCAAAAAGAGUAUGAAAAGAAAGAAAAGAAAAAGUUAAAAGAGAAACAACGGAAAGAAAAACUAAAGGCCGAAGGAAAAUAUUUGACAGCAAAGCAAAAACAGGAUAAAGCCAGAGCACAAGCUAUGCUUGAAGCUUUAAAAGCUAAAGGUUUGGAUUUGCCGGAAGCCGGACAAAAAGCGCCAAGACCUGGAACAAGAGUAAGACCUGGUAAAUUGAAACAGCAAACAAGUACAGAAGCCAAGGAAGAAGCUAAAAAGCCAGAAGAGGAAACCAAGACCGAGCAGGUACAGGUUGAAAUCGUUGAUAAACAAGAAAAAACCGAGGUCAAGAAAGAAGAUGAUGAAGACUCCGUAAAGGACGCUUGGGAUGCUGAAACUAGUGAAGAAGAAGCUGAAGAAGAUAAAUCCGAGGAGACUCAAAAGGAAUCAACUAGUGAAAAUGCCAAAAAAGAUUCCAAAGCAACUGAGAAAGAGUCGACUCCUGAGAACGAAGAGGAAUCAUCAGAAGAGUCUGAAUCGGAAAGCGAAAGUUUGGAAUCUGAAUCGGAAGAAGAUAGCGAUGAAGAUAGCGAAGGCGAUGACAAGAAAACCGAUGCUGAGCGUAGGAAAGAUAAAGUACUUCUAAGAAUCCAAAAUCGUAGAGCAGAAGCUGAGAAGAAACGAACCACAGAUGAUUUACGUGCUGCUGUAGUUUGUGUAUUAGGUCACGUCGAUACUGGCAAAACGAAGAUUCUUGACAAGUUGAGACGGACGAACGUGCAAGAUGGUGAAGCUGGUGGUAUCACACAAUCAAUCGGUGCAACGAACGUUCCCAUCGAAGCUAUUCAAGAAUCGAUGAAACUUGUCAAAGGCUUCGCAGAAAAGGUUCUCAAAUUACCUGGAUUGCUGAUCAUCGAUACACCUGGUCACGAGUCGUUUAGUAAUCUCAGAAAUAGAGGAUCGUCCCUCUGUGAUAUAGCUAUUUUGGUAGUAGAUAUAAUGCAUGGCCUAGAGCCUCAAACUAUUGAAAGUAUCGAAUUAUUAAAAAAAAAGAAAUGUCCAUUUGUAGUUGCUCUCAACAAAAUUGAUAGAUUGUUCGAUUGGGAAUCAAUGGGGCGUAAAGAUGUCCGUGAUAUUAUCGCAGCACAGGGACAAAUGACUCAACAAGAGUUUGAUAAGCGUUCAAAGGAAGUCAUUCUUCAAUUUGCUGAGAAAGUUGGUCUAAAUGCCGCCCUAUUCUAUCAAAAUCCUGAUCCUCGCUCUUAUGUUUCUUUAGUUCCAACAAGCGCCAUC